Messenger RNA from Fonsecaea erecta, 576 nucleotides. RefSeq lists its product as hypothetical. Lineage: Eukaryota; Fungi; Ascomycota; Eurotiomycetes; Chaetothyriales; Herpotrichiellaceae. The transcript is spliced from 3 exons. The record is from RefSeq and is a predicted model, not a curated record. Gene Ontology annotation, cellular component: mitochondrion. Bases 1 to 576 code for a protein of 191 amino acids.
AUGCUCUCCCGACGAGCCUUGACUUUGGCCGCAGCCUCCGCACGAUCCUUUGCCCGAACCCGGCCUCAAUCUCAAAUUCAACCUCAAUUCCGCAUACCUCGAGCCCAAUUCUCAGUUGCAAGAUGUCUAAAGGCUGCUGGAGAAGAGAUAGACGAUCCUGAAAUGAAUAACAACUACAUCAACCCGCCUCGAAUCAAGCGACAACACCGCGACCCUUAUGCCGACUGGGAUGACAAGCAAGAACGACGCAACUUCGGUGAACCUGUCCAUGAAGAUAAUGAUGUUCUCGGCAUCUUCGCCUUGGAGGACUAUACAUUCAUGUCCAGCGCACGAGGUGUCUUGAUGUGGGCAGGCUUCAUCACCUGUGUACUGGGGGUGUACUAUGGUGUCGCAUACACAUAUCCCGGCAAACCCAGCGCCCCACGAGAACUUGAAGGAGGACUAUUUGAGGAGCUAGGAGGUCCCGGUGCUGUCAGGGCACAUAUGGCCGGAGACUCAGUCGACGGUGAACAGAUCAGCGGUGAUCUGGAAGCAAAUCCGCAGAUAUCUCGUGACGUCAAGCUGAACCAAAGCUGA